AUGUGCUCCAGAAAACAGAAUAAUUCUAUUAAAGAAGAGACGGAAGCAGGCCAGCUCGGAGAGCUGGAAAGGGGGCCUGCCAAGCCCGGCCAUGUGCACGGCCGACAGCUAGCUAGCAGCCAGCUCCGGAGGCCCACGGCCGUAGGAGCUUCCACCAGGGCAUAG
Molecule: messenger RNA, 165 nt
Organism: Mytilinidion resinicola
Lineage: Eukaryota; Fungi; Ascomycota; Dothideomycetes; Mytilinidiales; Mytilinidiaceae
Exons: 1
Coding region: 1-165 (54 amino acids)
Source: RefSeq, a predicted model, not a curated record